Jaminaea rosea is the source of this 1947-nucleotide messenger RNA. RefSeq lists its product as hypothetical. The record is from RefSeq and is a predicted model, not a curated record. The transcript has a single exon. Bases 1 to 1947 code for a protein of 648 amino acids. Lineage: Eukaryota; Fungi; Basidiomycota; Exobasidiomycetes; Microstromatales.
AUGAGCGUAUCUUCCGAAGACGAGGCUGUCUCGCCCACUCGAGCGGUUCAAUCCACCUCCCCCGGCAGAGAUGCAUAUUCUCAAUCGCCAAAGGCAACGAGCGACCAUGAUGGUAACCGCAGCGAAGUGGGCGCGAGUGGUAGUGGAUUCCUGCACUCGGAGGACAAGCGCACAAAAAGGAAGCGCAAACCUUCGCCGCCUGAACUCCUCGUCAUUGUCCGACCACCGCCUGCUAGUAAGGAUCGCAACCCCCUAAAUCUGCAGAUUCAGCUUGUCCUCCCGCAAGCUCCUCCUGCGCAGAGUAACGGUCGGACAUCAGGAGAAUCGAGCAGGGAUACCGCGUCCAAUGCAGGUGGCAGAGGAGCAGAUCAGCUCAGAAGACGCAACUCGUCGAGCUCGACGAGAUCUGGUAGAUCAGAAGUGACGACGGCCUCGUCAUCGAGCUAUGGAGGAGGUGGGAGCAGCGCGAGGCGAGUCACCCCGCUAUACAACCUCUCGAUCCACUCGAUUCUCCCUACGACAAUCUCUGACGCAGGUACCGACCAACGCGUGGCCAAAUACAGCAAAAAGGGCGUAGAGAUCGACGGCUUCGGUGUGCUAGAACCAUCCGAGCUCCUUCAUGGCAUCAACGACCUCGCGAGCCUCGAGGCCACGGGCGUCAUCCCUGUCGCAUCCCCGGGCGUCGUCUCCCCCAGCAGAGGCAGCACAGACGGCGAGCCCACGAGCGAUCCAGGUGUGGUAUCUGCUGGAGUAGAGCCACCCACCAGCUUCGACUCAAUGACACCUGAAGCUCAAUCGCCCGACGGCCACCUUGGUGCCAAGUUCAUGCGUCGCUUUAAGGGCUUGAGCUUGAAUCUAGGCAGAAACGAAGGAGGAGGCGGUCCAGCAGCGUCGAUCGCAGCAGCUUCGACCGCCGCAGCUUCAGCCAAGCCAAGCUUCACCUCCUUCUUGUCCAACUUGAGCAAUGGACCGAAAGUGCCCCGAUCAGCAACAGUAGCUGGGCCAGAAGCGGCUGCUGCCCUCUCGCCAUCACGCCCGCUCUCGUCUGCUGGCCUCACCAUCGCGACAGCUGGGCCGAACCACCACCAAAAUGGAAGCGGCAACGACGUCACACAAAUGGUCCCGGGUGCAGGGCUAAGUGAGUCUGGUCGAAGGACGCAGGGCUACUACUGGACGGUGAAGCGGUACAAUCGCCGUGUGACGGACAGUAACGGUCAGCCACCGCGUAUGACCCUAGGAUCCGACGGACAGAAUCCGGUCCUCAAGAACGUAUGGAGACGCUUCAAUUCAGUGAAUCGUUUGGGUGGAGAGGAAAAGCAUCCGCAUCCUUCUGACAUUCCGGUGCGGUUCGAGUGGACUCGGGAGAGCAGAUCGCACAACAACAGUUCGGCUGCGGCAGUGCCCGUGAUGGACGCGGCGGGCAAGCGGCUCAGUACAGGGUCCAUGUCGCUUUCGCCGACGAUGGAUCAGCGAGUGGGUAGGCGGGCCAGUCUACGACCGCCGACGGGACGCAAGACGUCUUCGUCACAGGGCCAUGGUCACUCAGUCAGUCGUAACGGUCGAUCGCAGAGUAGCUCUGCGCGCGUCUCGCUCGACCAAAAUGGCGGCGGCGAAUCAGCGAUCGACGACUACGAAGGCGAUGACGAUGGCAAUGCUUCUGACCCGGAGGACUCUGAAACUCCCUGGUCAUGUCACCUCGUCCUCGGCGCAUCCACUCGCAUCCCCAUCGGGACUCUCUCCCCAGCACCGCACCACCCCAAACUCGUAGCGCAGCUGGCGGUGCCCUUCCCGCUACCCGACUUGUCGCAGACUGGGCUCGGGGCUGAUGGGGCAGGCCUGACGAGGGAGGAGAUCAAGGACGUCAUCUGCGUGACGUGCCUACAUCUCAUCAUCAGGGAGAGCUUCGGUGGACUGGGUCGAGUGAGGAGGAGGGGCGAUCGUGUCUGA